UAUUGCUCACAAGUGGAGUGACUUACAUCUUACAACGUGAGCAAAAUACAAAGAAACUGUCUUUAGUGAUCUUUGACAUUCUGUUUAUACUCUUGAAUCUUUUUGCUAAAAUUCCAGAAUCAAGGCGAAACCAACAUCAUGUUUUGUCCCUCAUAUUACAAAAGAUUCAAAGCCUUAAAAAAACGUCUGACGUCAUUGAUAAUACAGUAGUGAGUCUUUUCAAUCAAGUGGUCAACUUAACAAAAGUGAAGGUAAAGGCGGAAGAAAAGUUGGUUACGAGAACAGAACGUGUCAAUUUGGAGGAUGCUGACCCUCCUAAUGACUGCCGUCAAAUAGCUAAAGUGAAGGUAAAAGCGGAAGAAAAGUUGGUUACGCGAACAGAACGUGUCAAUUUGGAGGAUGCUGAUCCUCCUAAUGACUACCGUCAAAUAUCUCUGUUACCAACGCUUAACGAUUUAAACCCAAAAAUAAAACCAUUUUUACGGGAGAACAAGAUUAAAGGGAAGUAUGACAAUGUGAACCACUAUCUAGAUGUACAGUUUCGUUUACUGAGAGAAGAUUUUAUAGAAACACUCCGGAAUGGUUUAGCAAAUUACCAAUGUCGCGUGGAUCAAGGCGGGGGUCAAGAUGUAUAUAUCUAUACUGGGGUCAGUGUGGUUCGACCAAUCUGUUCUCGAAUGGAACUUUUAUAUCGGCUUGAAUUCGACGUUACUGAACUUGGGGAUAUUGACUGGGACACCUCAAAGCGUCUGACUUACGGUUCUUUGGUUUGCCUCUCAUCUAACUAUUUCCAGACAUUUUACAAUGCUACCGUGAUAAACAGAGAUCAACAGCUGAUAAAAGAAGGGAAGAUAGACGUUAGAUUUGAGCAUGAUCUGGAUGAUCUUUUUGCAAUGGACGGUGACAAACCUUUUGUUAUGGUAGAAAACAGGGCUUUUUAUGAAGCUUAUAGACAUGUACUUGGUGGACUGCAAAAUGUAAAGAUUUUACCUUUCGAAAAAUAUAUAGUACAUUGUCAGAACCAUGUGGACCCACCCAUCUAUAUUCGACAAGGUCGUGGCAGAGUAUUUGAUUUGCGACCUUUAAUUGAUGAUGAUAUUGUGCUACAAAAAACUUGCUCUUUUAGCAGGAAAUCUGGGUGUGCUGCAGCAGUAAAUGUCUUGGAUCCCCAUGCCUGGCCACCACCAGAAUUAUUGAACCUAAAUGAAUCACAAUUCAGGGCCCUUCAAACGGCUUUAACCAAAGAAUUUUGUAUGAUUCAAGGUCCACCAGGUACAGGUAAAACUCGCGUUGGAUUAAGAAUAGUCAAGGCGUUACUCCAUAAUUCUAAAAAUUGGGAAGCACCGGGUGUUCCAACAAGACCAAUGUUAAUUAUAUGUUAUACAAACCAUGCUUUAGAUCAGUUUCUGGCGGGAAUUGCUGGAUUUUAUGAUGGUCAAAUAGUUCGCGUUGGAAAUAGAAUUACCAACGAAAAACUUGAAAAGUAUUCUUUAAAAGCCUGGAAGGACCGAGGACGAAAGGAAGGCCGAUAUAAGAAUCUUGGUAGAGAGAGUUAUAAUCACGGCAGAAAUACUGAAUACUAUCAAAAUAUUAUAGAGCGUGCAUCUCACAAUGUUGAUCCAGAGGGUGAUGAUAUCAUAUGUGAAGACAAUUUGUACCAAAUUAUGUUACCAAGGCACAGAACACAGCUUCAGCAAGCCUAUUGUUCUGGAGAUUCAGUAAUUAUGGAAUGGCUAGGUUUGAGUAAAGUUACUGAAAACAAAGAUAAUGAUUUUCGGCUAUCCAGAAAGCAAAAAAAGACUUCCCGUCAACAAAGAAAAUCAAACAUUAGAAUGGCGGAAGAGGACGUUAACGACGUUGAUAACAUUUUUGCGAUUGAUACCAAAUCUCGCUGGCAGUUGUACAGAUAUUGGGUUUCGAAGGCUCGAACGAAGGUAAGGCAAAAUGUUACACAUCAAUGUAAAGAAUACUUGGAAUCUUGCACCGCUCAAAAAGGUGUGAUGCUUAUGAAGGAAAAAUUGAUAUUGUCAGAGGCCUCUGUUAUCGCCAUGACCACUACAGGGGCAGCAAAAUAUCAACACAUACUUCAAGAGAUAAAUCCAAGAAUAAUUGUCAUUGAAGAAGCAGCGGAAGUAUUAGAAGGGCAUGUCAUUGCUGCUCUUAGUGAACAAUGUGAACAUCUUAUUCUUAUAGGAGAUCACAAACAAUUAAGACCGAACCCAAAUGUCCACAGACUUGCUAAAGAAUUUAACCUUGAAAUAUCGCUCUUCGAAAGAAUGGUGGAUAAUGGUGUUCAUUGUGACUGUCUUGAACUUCAGCAUAGAAUGCGACCUGAAAUAUCCAAAUUACUGAAGUCCAUAUACCCAAAGCUAGUAGAUCAUCAGAGUGUAUGUGGCAGACAAGAUGUGAAAGGAAUGGCAAAUAACGUAUUUUUUAUAAACCAUUAUAACAAAGAAGAUCAUGAUGCAGAGACAAAGAGUCGCUCCAAUGUUUAUGAGGCACGCUUUUUGGUAGGUUUAACUGAUUACCUUUUAAAACAGGGAUAUGGUACACACGAGAUAACGAUCCUUGCAACAUAUUCGAGUCAAAAGCAGCAGUUGGGUAGAUUGAUGUCUGACGAUCAGUUUAAAGGAAUAACAGUCACAUCGGUUGAUAAUUACCAAGGAGAGGAAAACGAAAUCGUCAUUCUGUCUUUGGUUCGGAACAACAAAGAAAGGGACGUAGGAUUUUUGAAAACUGAUAAUAGAGUAUGCGUGGCCUUGUCCAGAGCCAAGAAAGGACUUUAUGUUAUGGGUAACUUUGACAUCCUUCGGCAUAAAAGUCCAUUAUGGAAUGAAAUAAUAACAACCCUGGAAAGGCAUGGCGAAAUAGGACAAACCCUUGUACUGAAGUGUCCAAACCAUCCUAAAGGUAAAGGAAUAAAGAUUAACACACCUGAUGAUUUUGAUAAAGCUGCAUCUGGGGGAUGCCAAAAAAUAUGUAAGUCUCGUUUAGAUUGUGGACAUGCCUGUGAGCUGCAGUGUCACCUUAUUGAUCUAGAGCACCGGGACUAUACUUGCCGUAAACCGUGUCCUAAAACCUGCGAAGAAGGACAUCGAUGUCAUCUAAUGUGUUUCCAGGGUUGUAAAAAAUGUCAAGUGUCUGUAUCCAAAUUUAUCUCAAGAUGUGGUCACUACGACCAAGUGCCUUGUCAUAGGCCACCAGCACAGCACAAGUGUAGGUUUCCGUGUGAGAAAAUGCUUUCAUGUGGACACCAAUGUGGAAAUCUUUGCGGUUUUGACCACAAGUGCAAUAUAUGUUAUGUGUAGAAUCUUUUGCAAAGACAGUCAUGUCCCAUGUUGUGAAUGGAAAUUUUUUUAAAAUGUCACAAAUUGGUAAAACAAUAAUUGUAUGUUUUACAAACAUUUUCACUGCGGUAAGACCGUUCGCCAAAUCUUAGGUGAAUUCACGGUCCGUUAACAAGAGACAUUAUUUAAAUAUGCACAAUAAUAAGUGAUACAUUAUUAUUUGAAGUGAAUGGGGCAAUCUUCAUAAUUCCCUGUACAAUUUUAACAGAUAAUUACUUUUUAAUUCACUAUUCUAAUUCACUUUAGCUUUUGCCAUCAUUAAUCAUUAUCUAUUAUAUAAGUAUAAAACAGGACACUUUCUAUCGUGUAAAAUACCGAAUUUGUCCAAUCUAUUAGUAACAGAAAGUCGUUCUAUUGGGAGAGACGAAACGUAUGAAAGAUAGGGCAUCAAACCAUUUAGAAAAUUAAAUGUACAUUAUAUAAGAGAUAAAUCUGAAUAUUGCAGGUCUUUAUUUUGACUUCAAAUGUUAUAUAAACUAUUAUUUAGACAUAUAUUUAUAUGGCAAGCCUCGCUAAACAACUCUCUAAACCACAGGAUGACCGAGGUUUAAACGGAUCGAAACACGAUCGACAAUUUCAUUUAAUUUAAAAUGGAUAAUCUAGAAAUAGUACCGAUUGUCAAGUACCUAUGCCACGAUAAUAAACAAUCUCCGCUACAUCUCCAAACAGUGGUAAUUUCGCUCAGAAUAAAAUAAUUUUAAUACAAUUUUCAA
Molecule: messenger RNA, 4060 nt
Organism: Patella vulgata (common limpet)
Lineage: Eukaryota; Metazoa; Mollusca; Gastropoda; Patellidae
Product: NFX1-type zinc finger-containing protein 1
Exons: 1
Coding region: 678-3308 (876 amino acids)
Biological process (GO): regulatory ncRNA-mediated heterochromatin formation
Cellular component (GO): nuclear RNA-directed RNA polymerase complex
Molecular function (GO): helicase activity
Source: RefSeq, a predicted model, not a curated record